AUGAAGGAGAUGGCCAAGCACAGCCCUUGCAAGGGUGAAGUGAAAAAGGAGCCCCCGACCUCAGCCAGGAAGGCGAAGCGAAGGCCGGACCUGAAGCUCACCACCCCCCUGAAAAGAAAGCAGCUUCGCAGGAAGCUCUUCGACACCCCCCCAUUGCGAGUGAAGAAGGAGGAGGAGAUGGAUGAAGAGGAAGACAACAUGGAGCCGGGGGAGGAGGACUCCCGUGGCCUGACGACUCCCCCGCGCAAAGCGCGCUCAGGGCACGAUUCGGGCUCUGAUGAGGAUGAGGAUCUGUGGUCGGGUGAGUUUCGUGCCAACAAAAGAAAGAAGACGGGCCAGGCAGCCAAGCCAAGGUCCAUCAAGAAGACAAGAAAGGCCCCAUGCCAAUCUGAGCACAGCAGUGCCUGCACGGACACGAGCCCAAGCUGGGAGCUCACCCCGAACCCCACCCCCAACAAGCGCCACAAGAAGCAGGUUGAGAAGGUAGAUGCCCAGCGAGCGAAUUUCCAACCGGCCUGGAUUGACUUGAUCCCGAUGCCCUCGUCCCUGCCCCUUGACUGGCUUGUUUUUUGA
This is a messenger RNA of Symbiodinium natans, 573 nucleotides long. NCBI's taxonomy places the organism in Eukaryota, Dinophyceae, Suessiales, Symbiodiniaceae. The record is from the annotation of a GenBank genome assembly.